UGUACACCCAAGCCACAGUUCUAUCUCGGCCACCCUAAGCUAAGCUCACCAUGCAAGCACUACUCGUUUUGAUUUUGGCCUGUUCUGUUGCCGUUGGCAGUGCCACUGCCAAUAAUUGCUGCCCUUCUUUCUCAGCUUCGCAAGAGAAGUUUCUGCGCGGUUUGUUACAGGAGGAAGCUAAAGGAUUGAAGGCUGGAAUGAUGCGCGCCUUCUCGAUGCAGCCAACAGUGAGAUGGUUCAACUUAUCUAAUAAACUAGUGUGUUUCGGAGCAACUGGCAACUCUUUUGGUCGUUUCAAUGUCAAAGCAGAAGGUUUUGUGGCCGCCAUCAAGCUUGUUUACUACAAUGGCUCAUUAACAUGUGAUAGGAACACAUUAGCAAAGAAACCAGACGAAUUCAACAGCAAAUGGGGCUGCGCACCAAGCCAUCCUUUCUUUGGCAAAACGUCAAUCAACACACUCGUUACCACGUCAACCAACAAGAUCAUAUUCCCCAAAGACCAUCACUUCACACAUGACCACAGCGACCUAUGGUAUAAUAUGGAACAGUUUGAUUCCAUGUCUGACGUUCUGGUCUUUCAACGAUUUCACGAUCCUCUGUACGUGGCGACUGGGCAAGAACUCAGGCUUUGGUACGGAGAAGACUUGAAAGACGUCAGUGAAAAAGAUAAUUAUGGGAAGACAUGCGCACGAGUGCUUGCCUUAUACGUUUGAAAUGGACAUUUGCAUCAUCAUGACUGUUUGGAAUGCUGUCGUGAAGCGUUCUCCCUUGAAUCAAAAAUUAACACCUUUCUACUGAUUCACUCRCGUUCGUUUGUUAACAUGACAUUCAGUUUUGAAUAUAUUUGAACGACGUAAACUAUAUCAGCAAGUAAAAAUCAAUUUCAUAAAACUUGUAAAGAUAGAUGAUUUAAUAUUAAUUAAAUAAAGAAACCACAGGCAGUCCA
Exaiptasia diaphana is the source of this 946-nucleotide messenger RNA. RefSeq lists its product as uncharacterized. The transcript has 2 exons. Bases 51 to 713 code for a protein of 220 amino acids. The record is from RefSeq and is a predicted model, not a curated record. NCBI's taxonomy places the organism in Eukaryota, Metazoa, Cnidaria, Anthozoa, Actiniaria, Aiptasiidae.